Hippoglossus stenolepis (Pacific halibut) is the source of this 6030-nucleotide messenger RNA. It is a transcript of the gene mtf1, whose product is annotated as metal-regulatory transcription factor 1. The record is from RefSeq and is a predicted model, not a curated record. Gene Ontology annotation, biological process: regulation of transcription by RNA polymerase II. Gene Ontology annotation, cellular component: nucleus. The coding region runs from base 548 to 2905 and encodes 785 amino acids. The transcript is spliced from 11 exons. NCBI's taxonomy places the organism in Eukaryota, Metazoa, Chordata, Actinopteri, Pleuronectiformes, Pleuronectidae.
AUAUCUUGACACAAAUUGACAUGAACAGGUUUUACUUGCUGAUGGCAGGAAUUUCUUUAAUGUUUAGUGUUCACAUAUGUGUGUGGGUGUGUGUGCGUGCUGCCAUCUUUAAGUCGGAGGAGGUGAAAGUGAACAUCUGUCCCCAUCUGCCCUGCGAUUCAACUUCCAGAUGCGUUCAAAUGCACUUCUUUCUAUUAGGAGAACGAUAUCUCUCGACUUCCCGAGUUGCCUGAAAUGCGGCGUUUAGUGCGUCCACAAUAAAUGAGUGUGUUGAGUUUAUCUAUGCGUCAAAAAUACCAACAUCACCGAACUCCAUGCGUUGCAUAGAAAUGUACAAACAAUGUGUAGAAAAUGCUUGAUGAUAUUUAAUUUCCCAUAAUUCAUCUGGAAUCGCUGUGAGUUCCUGACGCUGAGAGGUGGAACAGGGAGGGGAUACGAGAGUGAGCUAAACAUCCUCCGCACAGGGACGAGCUUUACAUCUCAGCUCAGGCUGUAACCGUUUAAGUGUGCAGUCCUCCUUGCCAAGGAAGGAGAGGCACCAAGGACCAUGAGUGAGAAUGGCCCUCAAACGGGGGUGCCCAUGUACUUUGAGGUGGAGGUGGAUCACCUGGAGCGGGACGACGAAGACGAAGAAGACGACAAGAUCGCUGAGCCUUCGUCGUCAUCUGGACGUGUGUACGACCGCACCACAGUGCUCAUAGAGCGGGACCCCAUCCGGCUGGAUGAAGAGGGUGAAGAGGAGCUUCACUGUGGAGGGGAUGAAGAUGGUGUCAUCUUCUUAACAGAGGGCGAAGGUGACGAGGAUGGCUCUAUGGUAUUCAUGACGGACCCUGAUGCCAUGUCACAGGGUUAUGUGCACCACACCAUUUCUGCCGACCAGAUCCAGUUCACAAUAAAUCCCGGCUCGACGCCCAUGCCACGCAAUAUAGAGGGGGCCACACUCACCCUGCACUCUGAGUGCCCAGAGACAAAGCAGAGAGAGGUGAAGCGCUACCAGUGCAUGUUUGAGGGCUGCACAAGGACGUACAGUACGGCGGGAAACCUGCGGACGCACCAGAAGACUCACAGGGGCGAGUACACAUUUGUGUGUAAUCAACAGGGCUGUGGAAAGGCCUUCCUCACCUCUUACAGUCUCAAGAUCCACGUCCGCGUUCACACCAAGGAGAAGCCGUUUGAGUGUGACGUGCAAGGCUGUGAGAAAGCCUUCAACACACUGUACAGACUAAAAGCACACCAGAGACUUCACACAGGCAAGACUUUCAACUGUGAAUCGGAGGGAUGCACAAAGUACUUUACCACACUCAGCGACCUGAGGAAGCACAUUCGCACGCACACGGGGGAGAAGCCAUUCCGGUGUGACCAUGACGGCUGUGGCAAAGCUUUUGCUGCAAGUCAUCACCUAAGAACUCAUGUACGGACUCACACAGGGGAGAAGCCAUUCAACUGUCCCAGUGACGGCUGUGAGAAGACUUUUAGCAGCCAGUACAGCCUGAAGAGUCACAUCCGGGGCCACGACAAAGGACAGACCUUCAGCGUCACUCUCUCUGAAGAUGCAAAUCACUCGCUGUGCCUCAGUGACUUGAGCCUCAUCUCUACAGACUCCGAUCUACGAGAGAACAUCCAUAAUGCUCAAAAUUUGGACCUUAACAAUGUGACGCCUGUGAAAAUCUUUGAGCUCAUGUUCCAGAGUCCUGAAAAUAGUGUCAGCCAAGACGAUGCCCAUCACAAUGAGAGCUUUGGCGAAUCCUCUGCCCAAACGGGAGCGAACGAUGGCUCGACUCUCAUCUCUUUCACUAUCACUCCUACCUCCUCAUCGUCCUGUUCCCACGCAGCUUGUGACAUGGAGGCUUUUUCCCAGCUCAGCAAGAGCUCUUUCUCUCACGCCUCCACCUCUGCAUCUGUCACCGCUGCUGUCGGCUCCGCCAAACCUUUCAUGCAACUAACCGGGCCUCAGCAGGUCUCAGACGUGCCCGCUCAGGCUUCUGGCCCAGCACCAAGCCCGGCCCCCUCGCAGCACUUCAUGGCACUGCCACCCACAUUCCUGCAGACGGACAGCGUAACCCAGACCACUCCCCUACCACCGCCCAACCCUGCUCCGCCUGCAGCGGCUCCUGCACUGACCACCACCACUAUACCGGGCACUGCUGCUGCGUCUGUUGUUGCAGCCACCACAACAGACGCUCUGGCAGCUGUGGCUCAACCUGUGCCUUUGGCCAACAACCCUGUCCCCAACUCUGUCCCUAGUCUCGUUCCCACCCCAGCCACCAUCACCAUAGCACCCACGCAGAACCUGCUGCAGCCCAGCUUGGUCAUGUCUGACCAGAACCUCCAGUGGAUCCUGAGCAGUGCUGCCAGUAGCCAGCAGAACCCAGAAUCUUCACAAAAAGGAGGUCCAAAAGUGGAAAAGGUUUUCUUCACUACAGCCAUACCAGUUGGAGGAAAUGCUGGUAACUCAAUCCAACAGAUCGGCCUCAGCCUGCCCGUCAUCAUCAUCAAACAGGAGGAAUCCUGCCAGUGCCAAUGUGCCUGCAGGGACGCUGCUAAAGAGAAGAGUUCAAAGAGUGCCUCCUCCAUCGUUUCAGCCCCAGCACCGCAGCAAGCACCAGAGCCCCCUCCUCCCCCUCUACCACAGCCCCCAGAGCCUCCCCGCCUUCCAUCUCCGUCGUCCUCUCUCCCCAAGUCUUCCUCCACGGCAGGUGAGGUGAGCCUGGAGGCCGCCCCUUCUUCUCCUUCGUCGUCCUCAGCUCAGACUUUCUCCACGUCCAACCCUCCCUCGGCCGACGGUCUAAGCACCAUGGACGUCUCGGACUUCCUCUCCCUGCAGAGCCCUGGGACAACUGCCAACAUUGAGGCUCUGCUGCUGGUCACGGAUGAAUUCAACAUGGCCACCGACGGCAAUCCUUAAAAGAGCUGCCUUCUGAGUCUGGCACCACGUGUUUGUCUGUUGCACCCACUCAUCCACCGUCAUCGAUUCCACCCACACCUCGGUGACGCCUUGUCUUUCUCCUGGUAUAGCGUGUGCUUGGAGCCCCUGUACCUGCAGUGCAUUCUGUUCUGUGUGGCAUUGUGCAACAUUAUAUACACAAACUCUGAUGACCUUCUCUGGUGAGACAUUGCAGUAGUUGCGUUUUUAGAAACAGGAUUAGUUUGCUUAUUGAGAUUUAGCAACGUUAAUGCUAAUUAAUGCAGGGAAAAAGCAGUAGAUCCUUUGUUUAAAAGACCUAAUCAAACUGUAUAUAAUAACCCUGAGUGUUGUCCAAGCACUGAUAACUGAAGAGUUCCAGUUUUCUGGCUCCAAGGUCUCACGCCUGAGCAGGAAAACAAACGUGUCUGUAUAUCCUUGUACUGUACUACAGGUCCCUAACAAAUGCUUAAAGCUGGUAUGCAACUGACCAGAAUGCACUGUAUGUUAGAAGAAAUUGCUAUAAUUUUAUCAAGCAUUGCUCCCAGCAGGAAUCUGAAGGGGUCGUCCACGCGGCCCCGCAUAUGGCCGCCAAACAAGAUGAAGUGAUUUCCUCAGUAUUUUGGUUUUCUAGGCCGACCAGUGUAGUCCAGAAAAAUGUGUUGAUUCUUUCCUACUUGUUCUGACAGAUGUUCACUAACUGAGGUAAGAACCUGUGAUCAGUCUCUUUAAGUGAAAUCAGCACAUCAAUAAGUUGCCUAUAACUUAAAAUUAAUUUAAAUUUGUACAUGUUAAUUUAUUUAAAUGCUUGAUUCUUUCAUUAUACUUGUGAUACUAUUGUUUUCAAGAUAGCAGAAAAAUCUAUUAAUUUAUUUCAAUCAUUUGUUGUGUUUUUAAGUUGAAAAUGUUUGUUACUGAAUUGUUUUUUCCUUUUUAUGAACGUAAUGGGUUUCGCUAAAGGCAAGUUUUGGAGGAAAGAGGCACUGACGGUCGAUGAGAGUGAAGCAAAUUAAUCCUCUAGGAUCUGCUUGUUUGCAGAAGUUGUCCACAAUGAAAACAGUAACAAACUACUGUCGACAUCCCAUGUUUUAAAGGGCUGUGGCCCUCUCAGGGAUGCAUCAAGUCAUAACUGAUCCUAGUUCCCUUGAUUUGUCACUCAGACGUGCGUUUCUCUUCACCCGAUGCCCCCCGCCCCCCCACACACUUGCAGUGGCCCAACGUUUUUUGCUGCACUCUUCCCUGUUUAUUGCACACUGACUUGUAAAGUGAGUAAUCCGACAGCUCUCGUUAGCUGAGGUGCAGCACCACUACAGACUUUUUUUGUACACAACUGCUGUAAAGUAGCAUUUGAAAAGAUGGUGUCCUGGCGACAGUGUAUAUAUGGUACAUUUUAGUGUAAAGAUCUUUGAGAAACUUGUAGAUUAUUCUAGAAUUUGUAUUUUUGUAUAGACUUUUGAAUUACUAAUGUAUUCCCUCUAAUGUUGCACCCCAAAUCCCCCCCCCCUCAUUUCCAUUCACGCAGAAUAUUGUGUUUGCUGUAGUUUUACAAGCAGCUGGGUUUCUGUACAGUCCCCACUGUAACGAGACUAUAUGUAACACAGCCCCCUGCUUAGAGUAUAAUUUAACAGUAUUGCUUCACAUGGGACAUAAUGCAAUGAUGAUAGAGCAAAGGCAUUGUGCCCUGUAUACUGAGUGUAGAGCUACUUGGCCUUACAACAUUAACUGUUCUCUUUGCCUUGACAGUCUGACAUUGAUACGACACGCUCAUCUUCACCAGGUCUCAGGGGACUCGCAUCCAACAGAGGCAAAAUCCCUGAGACAGAAAACUUGUGAUUCGUAUCGUGUUCCAGUUGUAAUGUUGUGGAUAUGCAGCAUUUAAAAAAGAUUAUAUACACACACACGGCUACACAACAGGUGCAGGUGAUGUGAUUCUACGUUUUAGUUCCAGGUUGUAGGAUCAAAACAGAUGUUAUUUAUAUCUGGCUUUUUUUUUUUGUUGCUUCCCUGUAAUUUGCAGGAGCGGAGCUUUCCCCUGAUUCACCUGUUAAAUGUGUUUUAAAAGAUUAUGUGCUCUGAACCAUUCCAAAUAUGCAGUAUUUGAUAUCAGGAGCGUCUAAAUCUGAAGUUUGCUCUGUUAGAUCUUGAAAUGUUAUAGUUUACUCACCAUUCUCCCCGUCAAGGCACUUAAUGACAUUACUGCCAAGAGUUCAGCUCAUACCAUCAACACAUCCUUAUCCAUGCAUACUGUCAGUGAACACAACUAUGCAAUUUUAAGUGGCAUUCGCAAGUUUAAACACCGACUCCUAUGACAAAAAAGUUAAUAUAUUCCUCCCACCACGGCGUAUUCGGCUAAAACCUGAUAUGCAGAAGUCAGUGGCAAAAGUUGUCUUUCCAUUGUUAACAUAUUGACGCAUGCUACUCCAUUAUACUGCAUUUCAGAUUUGGAGUGGUAUGAAUAUGGACUUUGUAGUGUGUAGUUCAAGUCGCACCACAGUUAAAACCUUCUUGUGCCGUUUUUUUCCUCUGAUGCAUCUGGUUUAAAAACCAAACUGGAUUUGUUUGAUGGAGCUCCUCGUGAAUGAAUGAUUCUGUUUUAAGAAUUGUUUGGGUUUUUUUUUGGUCAAAUGUAAGCAGCUUUUCCUUGUUUUACUUUCACACUUUAUGGGUACAUGUUUCUUUCAGGCUCACUCCAUUUUAUGUAAUCAUGUCAGCCUUUCACACGUUUCAACGUUGACAUUUGGAUCAUUUGUUGGCUCAUCCUCACAGAGAAAUGUCAAACUUGCAGCUGUAGAUGAGGUUGACGUCAGCAAAUCGCUGAUGACAUUUGUUUGGAAGCAGAUAGUUUGUUCACAAAUGUAAAGCCAGUGUGUUUGUUGUUUUUCUUUUUUUGGAAACUGAUCCAACUUUACAAAUGGGCAAUAUUUACAAAACGGAGGGAGAGGAAACGAUAUGCUUCCAAAGGAAUGUCUUGACACCCAAAGAGUGAAGAAUCGGGAAGGAUUUGUAUUUUUUUAAAAGAAUGUAUAAUGUGAAAAUGUUUGCUUAUGCUUGUUUCGUAUAAAGUAAUAUGAUAACUUUCUGAAUUGAGAGCAAUAUAAUACUAAUAAAACCUUAUCCUUGUCACUGUA